Tripterygium wilfordii is the source of this 2220-nucleotide messenger RNA. RefSeq names its product protein NRT1/ PTR FAMILY 5.6-like. Gene Ontology annotation, cellular component: membrane. The transcript has 4 exons. Lineage: Eukaryota; Viridiplantae; Streptophyta; Magnoliopsida; Celastrales; Celastraceae. Gene Ontology annotation, molecular function: tripeptide transmembrane transporter activity; dipeptide transmembrane transporter activity. The coding region runs from base 279 to 2048 and encodes 589 amino acids. Gene Ontology annotation, biological process: transmembrane transport; dipeptide transport. The record is from RefSeq and is a predicted model, not a curated record.
GUCGUAUGUCAGCUUUUUGCUGCGUAUUAUACCCCAUAACAUUGUAAUUGACAUGGAUGCUAUUCCCAUGUACACGAAGUUCCUAUGACAUUUUUGAGUGGAAGGGAUUGACUGAUUUCUCAACCUCAAUAAUUACUAAGAGGAUCAAUGAAUAAAACAUUUUUGGGUCCACAAAGCAGAUCCCCCACCCCUCUCUCCCAUAUAAAGAGGGUACAAACCAAAGCGCUCUCUCCACAACCAAAACCUGCAGCAUCCGCAGCGCUAUUGAAGAUCAUAUUAUGGAUAUAGAAAGGGGAGCAGUAGCCAGAGAGAUUGAUGAGGAGAAAUGGGUUUAUGAUUCUUCAGUGGAUCAUAAAGGAAGAGUUCCUCGUCGAGCUUCCACUGGUGUGUGGAAAGCCUCGUUCUUUAUCAUUGCAAUCGAGUUCAGUGAGAGACUGAGUUACUUUGGAAUUGCGACUAGCUUAAUCAUUUACCUGACUAAAAUAAUGCACCAAGAUCUCAAGGCAGCUGCAGAGAGUGUCAACUACUGGACUGGUGUGGCUACAUUGAUGCCCUUAAUUGGUGGUUUCGUAGCCGAUGCUUACUUGGGUCGAUUCUCAACGGUUCUUUUCUCAUCAAUUCUCUACCUCAUGGGUUUAAUUAUGUUAACAAUGUCAUGGUUUGUACCGAGCCUUAAGCCUUGUGACGGUGGUGAUGUUUGUCGUGAACCGAGGAAGGUUCAUGAAGUCGUUUUCUUUCUUGCAAUCUACUUGAUCUCUGUUGGAACUGGAGGGCAUAAACCUUGUUUGGAGAGUUUUGGAGCAGAUCAAUUCGACGAGAAUCACCCAGAAGAGAGAAAGAAAAAGAUGUCAUACUUCAAUUGGUGGAACAUUGGACUAUGUGCAGGACUUCUACUUGCUGUGACUGUAAUAGUUUAUGUGCAAGACCAUGCGAGCUGGGGCAUCGCAGACAUCAUUUUCACCACAGUCAUGGCUAUUUCUUUGAUUAUCUUUGUUCUCGGAAGGCCGAUUUACAGAUACCGAAAACCAACUGGAAGCCCUUUAACACCAUUGUUUCAGGUUCUUGUAGCUGCCAUUGCAAAAAGAAACUUUCCUUCUCCUUCCAAUCCAGCUGAAUUACAUGAAGAGUACAAGUCGCAGAAGACACAAGGAAGACUUCUCUGCCACACUGAUAAACUUAAGUUUCUAGACAAAGCGGCUAUUGUAGAAGAGAAGGGAAGCUCAGUUGAGAAACAGAGUCCAUGGAGACUCUCAACAGUGACAAGAGUGGAGGAAAUGAAGCUUAUUCUCAAUAUGAUCCCAAUAUGGCUCGGUACUUUACCAUUUGGAAUUUGUGUGGCACAAGGCACUACAUUCUUCAUCAAACAGGGCACCACUCUGAACAGAAAGAUUGGUAAUGAUUUCCUGCUUCCCCCUGCUUCAAUCUACGCUCUGGCUGCCAUUGGAAUGAUAACUUCUGUCGCCAUUUACGAAAAAAUCUUAGUACCCUUACUAAGAAAAGUAACGGGGAACGAACGAGGAAUCAAAAUGCUCCAGAGGAUUGGAAUUGGGAUGCUAUUCUCAAUCACUACGAUGAUCGUUGCUGCUUUGGUUGAGAAAAAGAGACUUAAUGUUGUAUCAAAGAAUCCCACAACAGCUUCAACUUCCAUGAGUGUCUUCUGGUUGGCUCCACAAUUUAUCAUCAUUGGUGUGGGAGAUGGGUUUACUUUGGUAGGCUUACAAGAGUACUUCUAUGAUCAAGUUCCAGAUUCGAUGAGAAGCUUAGGCAUUGCCUUCUACCUUAGUGUGAUUGGGGCUGCAAACUUCCUUAGUAGUCUCUUGAUAACAGUUGUUGAUCGAGUUACUGAAAAGAGUGGCCAGAGUUGGUUUGGGAAGGAUUUGAAUAGUAGUCGCUUGGACAAUUUCUACUGGCUAUUAGCAGGCAUAGCUGCAGUCAAUUUGUGCAUCUAUGUGCCAAUUGCUCAGCGAUAUUCUUACAAGAAUGUGCAGAACGUAGCCAUCGCUGAUUGCCAUGACGGUGACAGAGCUGCAGCUGCUUCAAUGGCUUGAAGCUUAUACAUAAUCAUUAUCAUAUCAAUAAAAUUAUGUCUUCGUGUUUCCCUAAUUUCCUUUAGCACUAAAAGCCUGGUUUCUCAUACUACACUUAGCAGAUACUUCCUAGCUCUUUGUUGACAUCGCCUUUGCGGCGCAAAUAGUAAUCCAAGCUUUGUAAUAAUCUAAA